This is a messenger RNA of Brassica rapa (field mustard), 2162 nucleotides long. RefSeq names its product wall-associated receptor kinase 2. Gene Ontology annotation, cellular component: plasma membrane. Gene Ontology annotation, biological process: protein phosphorylation; cell surface receptor signaling pathway. Gene Ontology annotation, molecular function: protein serine/threonine kinase activity; polysaccharide binding; calcium ion binding. Lineage: Eukaryota; Viridiplantae; Streptophyta; Magnoliopsida; Brassicales; Brassicaceae. The record is from RefSeq and is a predicted model, not a curated record.
UCAAGGAGAUGACAAAAACACUCAAAAGUAAGAAAAAAAAAAGAAAGAAAGAGAGAAGAUGAAUAAGGUGCAUGGUCUGUUCUUGGUGGCCAUUUUCUCUAUUGUUUAUACACAGCUGGUUAAUGGCCAUUCUUUGCGAGGUUGCCAAAAUAAAUGUGGCAACCUCUCAAUCGAGUACCCUUUUGGCACUUCUCCAGGUUGUUACUACGUGGAAGAUCCUAGUUUCCUACUCACCUGUAAUGAAACAACAAACGAGCUAUUCUAUGGCGUCAACAUGCAAGUGAUCAACAUUUCUCACAGCGGCGAGCUACGCUUCCUCAAGUCUCCAUCCUUCUCUUGCUACAACAGCACAGAUCUGACUGAUAGAAUUACCUACAACACUACUCUGGGUAACUUCACUCUUUCCAACAAGAACAAGUUCACUGCCGUGGGUUGUAACACUUACGCCUUCAUGACCACAACUUAUGAAGAUCGGAACUACUCGACUGGAUGCUUGUCCAUAUGCGAUUCCAUCCCAAAGGAAAACGGGGUGUGUUCUGGUGAAGGCUGCUGUCAUACCUCCCUCCCUAAGGGGAGCAAACGUUUCAUAAUCAGAUCAAGCCGCUUUGACAGAGAUGCGUCUGUUUAUGACUUUAAUCCUUGCUCCUACGCCUUUCUUGUCGAAGAAGGUAUGUUCAGCUUCUCUCCUUCCCAAGAUCUUCAGAAUCUACGGAAUGUCACGAAGUUCCCUGUAGUACUGGAUUGGUCUAUUGGAGGACAGACAUGCCAGCAAGUUGCAAACAAAAGCAUAUGCGGCACGAACAGCCUGUGUUUGGAUUCUACUACCGGAACAGGUUAUAAUUGCAAAUGUAAAGCCGGUUACGAUGGGAAUCCAUACCUUCCAGAAGGCUGCCAAGACAUAGAUGAGUGUACUACUAGUAGUACUAUCCAUAAACAUAACUGUUCAGAUUCCAGCACCUGUGUAAACACGAUGGGCCACUUCCUUUGUAGUUGCCCAUCUGGUUUUGACUUGAAUGCCACCACCAAUGGCUGCAUGCGUAAACACAAGCCUGAAAACCAUCCAUGGAUUAUUAUUGUUCUUGGAACAACCGUCGGCUUAUUCGCCAUCCUGCUUGUUACUAUCUGUGUACAACAGAAAAUGAGGCACAUGAAAAACAUUGAGCUCCGGAAACAAUUCUUUGAGCAAAACGGGGGCGGCAUGUUAAGGCAGAGACUCUCAGGAGCAGGGCCAUCAAAUGUUGAUGUCAAAAUCUUUACUGAGGAAGGCAUGAAAAAAGCAACUAAUGGUUAUGACGAAACUAGAAUCUUGGGUCAGGGAGGCCAGGGAACAGUCUACAAAGGGAUAUUACCGGAUAACUCCGUAGUUGCUAUAAAGAAAUCUCGGCUUGGAGACAGCAGCCAAGUAGAGCAGUUCAUCAACGAAGUGCUUGUGCUUUCACAGAUCAACCAUAGGAACGUGGUCAAGCUCUUGGGAUGCUGUCUAGAGACUGAAGUACCCUUGCUGGUCUACGAGUUCAUCAACAGUGGCACCCUUUAUGAUCGCUUGCACGGUUCCAUGUCUGAUUCUUCUCUUACUUGGGAACACCGCCUGAGGAUAGCAGUGGAAAUUGCUGGAACUCUAGCAUAUCUUCACUCCUCUGCUUCUAUUCCAAUCAUCCACCGUGAUGUCAAGACUGCUAAUAUUCUCCUGGAUGAAAACGUAACUGCAAAGGUAGCUGACUUUGGUGCUUCAAGACUGAUACCUAUGGAUAAAGAGCAGCUCACAACUAUGGUGCAAGGCACUCUAGGUUACUUGGACCCAGAAUACUACAACACAGGGUUGCUAAACGAGAAGAGCGAUGUCUAUAGCUUUGGGGUAGUCCUGAUGGAACUGCUCUCAGGCCAAAAGGCAUUGUGCUUCGAAAAACCUCAACAGUCAAAACAUCUUGUGAAUUAUUUUGCUUCAGCCAUGAAAGAAAAUAGGUUGCACGAGGUUAUUGAAGGCCAAGUGAUGAAAGAGAAUAACCAGAGGGAGAUACAUGAAGCUUCAAGAAUUGCUGUUGAGUGUACAAGACUGAUGGGAGAGGAGAGGCCAAGGAUGAAAGAAGUAGCUGCACAGCUUGAGGCCUUGAGAGUGUACAAGACUGAUGAGAGAGGCCAAGGAUGAAAGAGCCAGUAGCUGC